CUUUCUAGCCCCUCCAUACACAGCCCAACCGGCGGUCUAUCCAACAGCUCCUGUAGGCUCAGCUUACCCACCUGGCCAUGCUCCAUGUCCACCUCCAGGUGUUACUCCCUACUCAGUACAAGCAGGCGGACCUCCACCGGCUGUAGGAUUCGUUGUCCCAACUCCUGCCUAUACUACCGUUACAGUCCCACAGGCUACAGUUUAUGUACAGCAACCAACCGCCACUACCGUCACCGCCGUGCAAUUCCAUCGUCAUCCAGUUACGAUGACGUGUCCGCACUGCCGCUACUACGGGCCGACAAGGGUGCACACUGAGUCGGGAUGUCUUGCUUGGGUGUUGUGCCUCGUUAUGUGUUUCUUCGGCCUGUGGUUUGGUUGUUGUUUGAUCCCAUUCUGUUUGGACAGCACCAAAGAUGCUACACACUACUGCGGCAGUUGCCACCGUCCGCUAGGUCGGUACGCGCCACUAU
Molecule: messenger RNA, 470 nt
Organism: Opisthorchis viverrini
Lineage: Eukaryota; Metazoa; Platyhelminthes; Trematoda; Opisthorchiida; Opisthorchiidae
Exons: 3
Source: RefSeq, a predicted model, not a curated record